ACGCAACGGCGCCUGCGCAAAGAAGUCGAUCUUCCUCGCCAGUGAAAAGUAGUGGCGUCGGUUAAUAGGUAUUGUUUGGACAGCCGCAAGUGCUGAUUGAUGUGGUUGAGCUCUUGGAAUACAGGUACAUCUUCACGACUAUUUUAGUAGAAAAUGUUACGGGUCAAGAAUGGACUUCUGCGUCAUUGGCCCUUAUGUUGCAAGAGAGAAGCAAGUCUGUUUCCCCUCCAACCAAGUUGGUGUUUGCUGCAUCAGCAUGUACUCCAUCCUGAAUGGACUGCAAUGGCUAAAAAACAGCUAAAGGGCAAAAGCCCUGAAGAGUUGAUAUGGCACACUCCAGAGGGAAUUGCCAUCAAGCCACUGUAUUCUACACGUGACACAGCAGGCUUUCCUGAAGAAUUACCUGGAGUAAAGCCCUUCACAAGAGGUCCUUAUCCUACCAUGUAUACAUACAGGCCUUGGACCAUCCGCCAAUAUGCUGGCUUCAGUACUGUGGAGGAAAGCAACAAGUUUUAUAAAGAUAACAUCAAGGCUGGUCAGCAGGGUUUAUCCGUCGCAUUUGAUUUAGCAACUCAUCGUGGUUAUGACUCAGAUAAUCCUCGAGUUCGGGGUGAUGUUGGAAUGGCUGGAGUUGCCAUUGACACAGUAGAAGAUACUAAGAUUCUUUUUGAUGGAAUUCCCUUGGAGAAAAUGUCUGUUUCAAUGACAAUGAAUGGGGCAGUAAUUCCUAUUUUAGCCACAUUCAUAGUUACUGGGGAAGAACAAGGAGUGCCUCAAUCCAAGCUGACAGGGACAAUACAAAACGAUAUAUUGAAGGAAUUCAUGGUUCGAAAUACGUACAUUUUCCCACCAGAACCAUCAAUGCAAAUAAUUGCUGACAUCUUCCAAUAUACAUCAAAGCACAUGCCAAAAUUUAAUUCUAUUUCUAUCAGUGGAUACCAUAUGCAAGAGGCUGGAGCUGAUGCCAUUUUGGAGUUAGCAUAUACAAUAGCUGAUGGCUUGGAGUACUGCAGAACUGGACUUAAAGCUGGUCUCACCAUUGAUGAAUUUGCACCAAGGAUCCUUACAAUAACAUCAUCCGCACCACAGUUGAAGCAAUGGCAGCUGUGUUUGGUGGUACCCAGUCCUUGCAUACAAAUUCAUUUGAUGAAGCUUUAGGACUGCCAACUGUGAAAAGUGCUCGAAUUGCAAGGAAUACACAGAUAAUAAUACAAGAAGAAUCUGGCAUACCUAAAGUUGCUGAUCCAUGGGGUGGUUCAUUUCUAAUGGAAUCUCUUACCAAUGAUGUUUAUGAAGCUGCUUUAAAGCUCAUCAAUGAGAUUGAGGAGAUGGGUGGAAUGGCCAAAGCUGUAGCUGAAGGAAUACCAAAACUUCACAUUGAAGAAUGUGCUGCUCGAAGACAAGCCAGGAUUGAUUCUGGUUCAGAAGUAAUUGUUGGAGUAAACAAAUACCAAUUAGAAAAAGAAGAGACUGUUGAAGUUUUGGCAAUUGAUAAUACAUCAGUCCGUAACAAACAAAUUGAGAAGCUGAUAAAGGUGAAAGCUUGCAGAGAUGAAGUAGCAGCCCAAAAAUGCCUCACUGCUUUAACUGAAUGUGCGGCUACAAGGCAAGGUAACUUGCUGGCCCUGGCAGUAGAUGCAGCACGUGCAAGAUGUACAGUUGGUGAAAUAACAGAUGCCAUGAAAAAAGUGUUUGGUGAGCACAGAGCCAGUGAUCGCAUGGUGAGUGGUGCUUACCGUCAGGAAUUUGGAGAGAGUGAUGAGAUUACUCAAGCCAUCAGCAGAGUUAACAAGUUUCUGGAACGGGAAGGUCGUAGACCACGUCUUCUGGUUGCUAAAAUGGGCCAGGAUGGCCAUGACAGAGGAGCCAAAGUAAUUGCUACAGGAUUUGCUGACCUUGGUUUUGAUGUAGAUAUAGGUCCACUAUUCCAGACACCCCUUGAAGUGGCCCAGCAGGCUGUAGAUGCUGAUGUGCACUGUGUAGGGGUGAGCACACUAGCUGCUGGUCACAAAACUCUUGUUCCUGAACUUAUCAAACAGCUAAAUUACCUUGGACGCCCAGAUAUUCUUGUCAUGUGUGGAGGUGUCAUCCCUCCUCAGGAUUAUGACUACCUGUAUGAAACUGGCGUUUCCAAUAUAUUUGGUCCAGGAACUCGAAUCCCUAAAGCAGCUGUCCAGGUUCUUGAUGAUAUUGAAAAAUGUCUGGAUAAGAGGCAGCAAUCACUAUAAACCAUUAUCAUUUCAUAAUUAAUUCUUCACAUUAUAUACAUGUACAGAUUUAUUAUAUGAAUGUGAUAUGAUCAAUUGCGAGGAAAAUAAUCAAUUUAAAUCAGCUUCAAUAUCUGAUAUUUUGUUGUGCUUUCUAAGAAAGUAGAAAAUGUAUGUGGACUUAAACAUGAGACAUUAUUUUAUGAAUGGGGAUGUAUAAAAUUUAUCAAUAAAAUCAAAAUGGUUCAAUAAAAAUUCAAUUGAAUGCUUAAAUAGCUAUUGCAUAGAAGUUGUUUCAUAUAUACAUAUAUUCUAGCAGCUUUAUUUUACAAUCUCUGCAUUUAAACAAAUUGUAAAAUAAAGCUGUGAAAAUUGAGUAGAGAGGCAACAUCUCAAAUGUAUUCAAAUUUAGCUUUUGGCACAAAUAUGUUGCUGGGAUAGUUUAUACAAUGUGAUGGAAACUUUAUUGAUGUAACAUGAGCAAUAUGCAGAGAAAUAAAUAUUCAUGUGGAUGUUAGUCCUUACAUGUUAA
This is a messenger RNA of Thamnophis sirtalis, 2739 nucleotides long. NCBI's taxonomy places the organism in Eukaryota, Metazoa, Chordata, Lepidosauria, Squamata, Natricidae. The record is from RefSeq and is a predicted model, not a curated record.